AAAUAUAUAUAAAAUAAAUAUAUUAAAUAAUGAACAUACAUAUGUGCGAAUGUAUAUGUGAAAAAGGUUGUGAAUACGCCGAAAUUAGGAAGAAAUAAAAAUAAAAUAAUAAAAACAAAUAGACAAAUAUAAAAAGGAAAUUAUAUAUUCAGAAUGAUAAAUAACAACUCACCGAUUCAUUAAUAAAUUUGAAAGAAAUAGAACUAAUAUAAAUGAUAAUAAUAAAAUAAAACAAAGCAAAGAAAAAAAAAUAAAUAAAAAAUUAAGUUCAAAAUUGUUGAAAGGUGUAAGCUUCAUGGUUAAGAAUGAGAACUAAACAUAAAAGCAAAAAUCGUUAUGUGAAAUAAAUCAAAAAAUUAUUUAAUUCAUUAAACUCAUUAAAACUACAUAAAAUAUUGUUGUUGAUAAAUAUUCAGGUAUAAACUGAUAACAAAAGAUCAAAGGUCGCAGUGCAGAUCAACUAUUCAAUAAAAGCUAUUAAAAAAAAUUCGAAAACAUAUAUAUGUAUGUUUACAUUUGAAUGGCGCUCACAUUGAACCAUCAAUCGCUCAAUAAAAAUUCAAUUUAUAAAAAUUUUAGGUUUUUCAAAUCUGCCAUAUUAGUCGAGAAUUUUAAAUUCGACUUACAAAAUAUUCAAAUGCAUGAAUAUGGUCAAACGCAGGAGUUCGACAAAACGUCAGAAAAAGUACCGACCCGCUUGGAAGAGGCGAAAAGUCGAGCUACAACCGCGGACACUCCCACAAGUUCCAAAACGGCACGCAGUACGCUUUCUCGCAAAAGAAGGCGACGACGUUCAAGUACAACCAGCACCAGUAGUAGUAGCAGUAGUAGUAGUAGUAGUAACUACGACAGUAGCACGAGCACCAGCACGAGUACAAGUACCAUAAGCACUCCAGUUAGUGCAAGUGAUAAUGAAAGCGAUGGUUUCGAUAAUGGACAUUUUCUCACGACUUCUCACGAUCGUAGUUGUUACAGCCUACAAAAAGACGCUAAUAGUAGCCAUAAUGUUAACACGGCGAGAACGAUAUCUCAAAUCAACCGCGCGAAAUCAAAUUCACCAGGGACGUUACCACAAAAUGCCGACGGUGAAGAAAAAAAUCUACACAAAAGUGUUAAUGUGACUAGUGGUGCAGAUGUGGCAAGUGAAAGUGUACCUACGACAGCAACUGCAACAACAACAACACCAAUAACAACAACAACAGCGACAAAAGAGGGUGUUGAUAGCGAUGCAUCCAGUGAUGGUGUCAAAUCGCGUCCCACAUCGCCGCAGGUGCAGGUACCAUUUGAUCCACACGCUUGGAAUACAGAGCACAUAAAUAGUUGGGUCAAGUGGUUAACCAAACAAUUUAAAAUUGAACCAGAACCGGAUAUUUCACGUUUUCCCACCACCGGCUCUGAGUUGUGCGAGUUGAGUCGUGCAGAUUUUUGGGUUUGUGCCGGUUCACGACAAGGUGGCAUCAUUUUGGCUAAACACUUUGCCUUAACGCUGUACAAUGCGACGGGUCGUGAGACGAGUCCGAUGCUGAAUGAAGAUGAGCCAAAUCCAUAUCAGCUGCUAAAUGCAGCAUCCCAUCGAUUGGUUGCCCAGGGUUCCGGACAAAUCCAAUUGUGGCAAUUUCUACUUGAACUGCUCGCCGAUUCGUCUAAUGCCAGCUGCAUAACAUGGGAGGGCACCAAUGGCGAGUUCAAACUCAUCGACCCUGACGAAGUUGCCAAGCGUUGGGGAGAGCGAAAGGCAAAACCAAAUAUGAACUACGACAAACUCAGUAGAGCUUUAAGAUAUUAUUAUGACAAAAAUAUAAUGACCAAAGUGCAUGGGAAACGUUACGCCUACAAAUUCGACUUUCACGGCUUGAUGGCGGCAUGUCAGGCGCAAGCACAGGGUUGUGAUCCCACUACAAGUAUGUUGAGUUCCUAUAAACAUCACCACCAUCAUCAUCAUAGCCAUGCCUUGGGUCUGCAUCAUCAUCAUUAUCAUAAUCUGCAAACAGAUCUAACGUCACCGUCUUCAUCGUCAAGCUUGGGCUUUCCUUCGCCAUCCACGACGUCUAUCCCUUCGCCCAUUGGCAUGACCAAUUCACCAAAUAUCGGUUUAGCCAACCAGCAGCAGCAGCAGCAGCAACAACAUAUUAAUUCGACAAGUACAAAUUUACUACAACAACAACAACAAUCGACAUUAACUUCAACCACAAAUGCAACAACUUCAACAACCAACUUAACAAUGCUGCCACCGGCAGUACCAUUACCAAACACUUCCAGCACAGGGACUGGCACGACAACGGCGUCGAUUAGUAGUGCUACGACAAGUAGUGGCAACAAUAACAAUAACACACCGCCACCCGUAUUUACACGCCCGCCCCCAUACUGGACAUAUAGCACGUCCGGUUCUUACGACCCACGUUCUCCACCAAAUACAUUUAAUUAACUCUAGAAUCCUUUGUAAUUUAAGGUACUUAACACUUGACUUAGCACAGUCAUACAUAUGUAUGUAGUUAUGUAUGUACAAGCAUAUUAUUAUUAUGACCAAAACAUGCCACCUACAGCGUGCGGCUUGAGGACCUUUUUCAGUUUAUGGAAAAAGAAGAGGUACUUGGGUGUACAUAAACAUAUUUAUAUAUGUAUGUAUGUAAGUCAUAAUUAUACGCAUUAGGAGAUUAAGCAAUUAAUAUGUAAGUAAAACCUGUGCGGUAAAGAAAAUGCCAACAGGAAAGAACAUAUAUGUAAUAUAUAUAAGUAUGUAAAUUAAUUGUUAGCAGAACAUACAAACAUUGUAUAAAUUAAAUAA
This is a messenger RNA of Ceratitis capitata (Mediterranean fruit fly), 2785 nucleotides long. RefSeq names its product DNA-binding protein D-ETS-6-like. Lineage: Eukaryota; Metazoa; Arthropoda; Insecta; Diptera; Tephritidae. Gene Ontology annotation, molecular function: DNA-binding transcription factor activity, RNA polymerase II-specific; sequence-specific DNA binding. Bases 521 to 2425 code for a protein of 634 amino acids. The transcript is spliced from 3 exons. Gene Ontology annotation, biological process: cell differentiation; regulation of transcription by RNA polymerase II. Gene Ontology annotation, cellular component: nucleus. The record is from RefSeq and is a predicted model, not a curated record.